GUACCAUCAAGUGUGACGGCUUUCUCCUAGAACAUCACAUGACCUGGCAGGGAGGAGACAGGAAGCAGAUUACAACACGAAGGCAACGGUGAGAACGGAAGCAUUCAGCAUCAGAACAUCAGCAGCGACUCGACUCCGACCACCUGCAGACCAACAUGUCCUCCAAAUACGCUCUGCUCGGACCAGCAGAACCAGACGUCAGGAUGGUGCUAGUUGGGAGAACUGGAGCUGGAAAGAGCGCCACAGGAAACACCAUCUUAGGAAGAAUAGCUUUUGAAUCCACAUUAUCUCCAUCUACAGUCACAUCAGAGUGUCAGAAAGAAGAAGCAGAGUUUGGUGGUCAAAUUCUGGCUGUGGUCGAUACUCCAGGUCUGUUUGACACCAGCAGACCUGAAGAGGAGCUGAUAAGGGAGAUGGUUUUGUGCAUCUCGUUGUCUGCUCCUGGUCCUCAUGUGUUCCUGGUGGUGGUCCAACCGAAUAGAUUCACCAAAGAAGAACAAGAAACUGUGAAACGCAUCCAGACGAUUUUUGGAGAACAAGCAGCACGUUACACGAUGGCUCUGUUCACCCAUGGAGAUGAUCUGAAGGAUGAAAGAGUCUUCAUCGAAGAAUUCAUCGGCAAAAACAAAGAUCUCUGUGAGUUCAUCGGUCAGUGCGGUGGAGGAUAUCACGUCUUCAACAACAAAAACCAGGAUCACUAUCAGGUCAGAGAGCUGCUGGAGAAGAUCAACACGAUGGUUCAGAGAAACGGAGGAAGCUUCUACACCAACGAGAUGUUAGAGGGGGCUGAGAGAGUGAUUCAAGAAGAGAUGGAGCAACUCCAGAGAGAAGAUCCACAUAUGGAUCCUAAAGAAGCAAGAAGACGGGCUGAGAGAAAAAACAAGUUCAUUCAGAAUGUUCUAGCUGCCUUUGGAGGGGUUGGUGGAGCUGCUGCUGGAGCUGGUGCUGGAAUUGCAAUUGAAGUGGCUGGUGGAGGAGCCAUCGGUGCUGUGGGGGGUCCAAUUGGAGCUGCUGCUGGAGUUGUAGUUGGAGCUGCUGUGGGUCUUGCUGUGGCAGCUAUACGUGCGGCAGUAAAGAAAAGAAAGAGUGUUACUCAGUGAUUUCACUGCGAUCAGCUGUCUGCAGCUCAUUAAAGCUGAAUUAAGCUGCAGAUUCUACAAUCAUCUCUGUCAUAUCUAUAAUCUAUCAAUAAUCACAGGAACAGGCUGGAAGCAUCUGAUCACUUCUGGUGUUUCUUGUUUGUCAGAGUCGACUGAUGGAGGAGUUGUGGGGAGUUGAACCAUCAGUGAACAAACCAGUCUUGUGUCUCUCU
Molecule: messenger RNA, 1312 nt
Organism: Stegastes partitus (bicolor damselfish)
Lineage: Eukaryota; Metazoa; Chordata; Actinopteri; Pomacentridae
Product: GTPase IMAP family member 4-like
Exons: 2
Coding region: 156-1100 (314 amino acids)
Molecular function (GO): GTP binding
Source: RefSeq, a predicted model, not a curated record